GGGUGCCACGCGAGAACCCGCACGUUGUCGCUCUUCGCGCGCGUGUGCCCUCGCACCGCAAACACACGGGACACACUCGGGAACGAACUCGGCGAAAGUGCGUCGGUAAGUUUCCUCACUUGGUUGCCUGUCGCCAUAGCGUCGUUCUCGACCGAGAUCUGCGCGACGUUUGCUUCGAAUCGCCCGUUCGCGACAAGCCGAGAAAGAAACAAAAAAAGAAAGUAAGAGUGCCCAUUGGCGAAUUGUGUUCAUUUAGAAACCUCGACGACGGUCGUUCUCGCGUGGAGAAGUAAAGGCGAUAAAUCGGAGCAUGAAGACCGAUGGCAACGCGCAGUUCGAUCAUUAUCAAUUACUCGCCGGCGCACGGGACGAUCGACGCUCAACGACGACUACACAGCGGCAACGAGGUUAACGUAACCUCUCUCGUGCGCGCUUUCUCUUUCUCUCGCACACACUAUAACCGAAGUGUCGCAUUAGACGACGACUAGUGUCACUUGUCGUUUUAAAUGGAGGAACGCGGCGAACUUGUCGGCAACGCAGCUCCUCCCCGCAGUCGUCGUCGUCGUCACCGCUCGAUAUCCUCCGCGUGAAACUCGUGUCGGACGCGCUCUAGAGAAAGAGAGGAGGAAGAGAGAGAGAGAGAGAUGAUAUAGAACGAAUGAAAAAUCCGAUAACAGCGGAUCGUUUUCUACCCGGGAGGGAAUAUCGCGCGUCGUCGUCGACGUCCUCGUCAGCGGCAGUGCAAGGGAAAGGGUCACCCGAACCCGCGAAUCGAACACGAGGCAGGCGCGCGCGUACUCUUUCAAAGACGAUCGCGCGAUUCGAAUACGCCAUUUUGCGCGCCCGGCGAUCAUCAUCCGCGGCCGGAGUGUUCGUCGAGCUGCAUACGUGCGAAAGAGCACUCCGACGCAUCGUCUUCAACGUCCUCGGGCGUAGUUGGAUGCUCCUGGCAGCCGACGACGUUCUCUCUCCUCCUCCCCCGCGCUCUCGCUUCGCCUCGAGACGUCCGUAAUUCGCGCGGCACGAUCUCGGGCGGUGCGCGCAACCGGAGGGAGAUAGAUACAUAGAUAGAUCGUCUUCGACGUGAUCUGCCGUUGACGUGACCUAGCCCAACGUAACUUUCGCGUCGCGGCACACCGGUGCUCCUCCGGCGAGGUUAUCGCGCGUGUGUCAGUGUGUGUGCUCGAACGCAGCCCUUCCACCCGCCCAGCCUGCGACCUUCCGGACCCCGCGAACAUCGGAUGGGCCCGUGGACUCGACUGCGUUGACUGAUACUCCUGCCGCGGCUGUGGUGGAACGGUUCGAGGAGCGACAUCGAAGAUGCAGUAAGAGGGCCGACUCGGACAGGAGUCACGACAUUCGGAGAUCGACGCGCGCCUGUAACCGCCCGGCGACCAUCACGAUGCCAGGAACGUGCUUGAUGACCGAUGCGGUCAGGGCCGCGGAUAGUUAGUGAUGAGGAGGAGCGAGUUAUCGGCGUGCCGACGGCCCGGGUCACCAGUAACAUGCCAGUCCUUGGUGCCAGCAGCGCCGAGCCGACUCCACUUCGAGGACUUCUCGUCGCCGCCGCUGCCUUCGUCCUGCUCUCCUUGCCGCGUGUCUGCCGCAGCACGGAUCCAGGACAAUGCACCGCGGCGUUGGGUAUGGAGAGCGGAGAAAUUCCCGAUGAAGACAUCACGGCGAGUUCUAUGUACGAUCCCAGCCUCGGACCGAAACAUGCCAGGCUGCGGCAGGACAAGGCCGGCGGCGCCUGGUGUCCGCGUAACAUGGUCACCAAGGAGGGCAAGGAGUACCUCGAGGUGAACCUGCACAGUCCGCGGCUGCUGACAUCGACCAGGACGCAGGGCAGAUUCGGCAACGGCAACGGGGUCGAGUACACCGAGGAUUACUUUAUCGAGUAUUGGCGGCCGGGGUUCAACAAGUGGGUGCGAUGGAAGAAUCGACGUGGCAAGGAGCUGCUGGCGGGCAAUAACAACGCGUACACAGAGAAGGAGCAAAUCUUCGACCCGGCCAUAAUCGCGACCAAGAUCCGCUUCAUCCCCUACACCUCUCACAUGCGCAUAGUCUGCAUGCGCGUGGAGCUCUACGGCUGCCUGUGGACAGAGGGUCUCGUCUCGUAUUCCAUGCCCCAAGGAAUCAAGAGGGGCUCCGAGGUUGACCUUUCCGACAGAACGUACGACGGCCGGGAGGAAGGAGGUUACCUCUCCGGGGGACUUGGUCAACUCGUCGACGGGCAAAAGGGUCCCGACAACUUCAGAUUGGACGUCAGCGGCAACGGCAAGGGAUACGAAUGGGUCGGCUGGCGGAACGACACGCCCAACAUGCUCGGACGUCCGGUGGAAAUAACUUUCGAGUUCGACUACUCGAGGAACUUCACUGCCAUACACCUACACAUGAACAAUUACUUCACGAAGGACGUGCAGGUUUUCUCGUACGCGAAGGUGUACCUCGGCAUGGGCGGCAAUCAGUUCAUCGGCGAGCCCGUCCACUUCUCCUACAUACCCGACCAGGUGCUCGAGCAGGCGCGCGAGGUCACCAUUAAGCUGCACUCGCGCGCCGGCCGGUUCCUCAAGCUGCAGCUCUACUUCGCGGCCCGCUGGAUCAUGCUCAGCGAAGUGAUCUUCGAAUCGGUUAUCUCCGAAUGGAACAAUACCGAGGACGAGGAGGCGAAGAACAAGAGUGCCAUUGUACUCGCGACCGGCAGCCCCUAUCAGAAUAACGAGGGUCCACUGCAGAGGGACGAAGUGAAGGCCACUUUUAAUAAGGAGGAGAGCAAAGAUAACGCCUUUCCAGAUAAGAGCAAGGAGCCGGAAUCGAGGCAGUUCGUCGGUCUAGUGAUCGGCAUCCUGACGACCGUGAUCGUCAUGCUGCUCGCAGCGAUCACAUUCAUCUUCUACAGGAACCGCAGGCUCAAGGCCGCGCUCGCGCCGUCGACCUUCUACGAUCAGCAAGGCGAUCAUCUCAAGGUCUCCGUGCAGGAGGAGGGCGAGGACAAGGGACCAAUUUGCCCCCCGCUGCCGGUGCAGUACCAUCCGGCCGCCUACACCACGACGACGCCGCAGUUGCACAAAACCGUCACGGAUUACGCCGGGAUCGGCGAGGUGCAGCCGGUUAUUCCGCUCCUGCUCAACUCGGCGAUCAAUCUCGCCCGGCCAAUUCCGGCGGUCCAAGAAUACCCGUCUAACCCGCCGCCCAUACCACCGCCGCCGGAGAAGUAUUACACCAAUACCGAGAUCUGUAAGAGUCCUUUACCGCCGCUGCCGCCGUCACCGACGCCGAGCACACCGCCCCCGAUGAGCGCGAAAGCCUCCAGCAGUAUGACUAGCUACAGUCCGGAGGAUAUGCUGACGGAGGAGGAGGAGGAGAUACCCGAGUGUAUCCUCGACUUCCCGCGGGAGAAGCUCAACAUCGCUGAAAAUCUCGGCUGCGGAUAUUUCGGCGAUGUUCACCUCUGCGAGGUCGACAGGUUUCCCGGAUACGACGAGGUCUUCAAGAAUACCUCCAGCGACCUGGUGGUUGUUAAAUCCUUACGACCGGGAUCCUCCGAUGCUCUUAGGAUAGAAUUUCAACAGGAGGCGAAGAGGCUGGUACGACUCGCCGAUCGAAACGUCGCGCGGCUACUCGGUGCCAGCCUCGAGGACGACCCCAUGUGCAUCGUAUUGGAAAACGGCGAGUACGGGGAUUUGAAUCAAUACCUGCAGAGCCACAUCGCCGAGACGUCGGGCAUGCACACGGCCAAGACCCUCAGUUUCGGCACAUUGGUUUACAUGGCCACGCAAAUAGCAUCCGGCAUGAAGUAUCUUGAGGAAAUGGACUUCGUGCAUCGGGACCUCGCCACAAGAAAUUGCAUAGUGAGCCGCGGAUGCACCGCCAAGAUAUCCGAUUUGGGCAGCGGACGGAGUGCAUACGCGGCGGAUUACUUCCGCGUCGAGGGGCGCCCGCCGUUACCGAUCCGAUGGAUGGCGUGGGAAUCAAUGCUAAUGGGAAGGUACACGAGUAAGGGCGACGUGUGGGCGUUCGCCGUGACCCUAUGGGAGAUCCUGACGUUCGCGCGGGAGCAGCCCUUCGAGGAAUUUCCGGAUCAUCGAAUAGUCGAGAACGCGACUUACUUUUACGAGGAGGAUAAGCGGAGGAUGAUACUGCCGCUGCCAAAGAACUGUCCGAAGGAGAUCUACGACCUGAUGCACGAGUGCUGGCAGAGGAACGACGUCGACCGGCCGACAUUCCGCGAGAUCCACAUGUUCCUGCAGCGUAAGAACCUCGGCUACAAGCCCGGUGAGUCGAACGAUACCUGAUACAGAGAACUGGAAGGCUGGAACCUGAUCCGGCUUUCUAUGAUCGGCGAGCUCAACGGCAAUUGGUGGAACUGCCCCUCAUCGACCAAGCUAGAUCAAGUCAGACCAAGUUAGUAUCUAGGUGACGAUCCGUAAAUCGGCACGAUCGAGCGAACCAACCGAAAUCAUCGCCGUCGUCGUCGCCCUCGUUCGUCGAUGGUUCGCGCGCCCUCGCGUUACACGCGCUACGUGUCGAUGACGACCUACGUAUCACGCUAACGUUGCGGGGAGAGUACGUCGUCGUCGGGACCGACGGGUCACAGAAAUGUCGAGCCCGAUUUCGCGCGGUGACGACGUUCUCCUCACGGUUUUUUCAUAUGACACGUCGACCGUGGAGUCUCCUCCGCGAGCCGCGCGUACAUCGUCUACGCUGUUGUGAAUAGCGUUAGCUAACCGAUAACCGGUACGAAUCGCACAAAUCACUGUCGCCGUAGUAGCAGCAGCAGCUACAACCGCCGCCGCCGUGCGCGCUUCGCGAGAGAACCUUGUCCGGUGGGCACGUAUUGUCCCCGGAAAAUCGAAAUCUCGAAAUUCGGAAACGGACCGAUUUCCCGGAAAGUCGGGAUACCGGAAUCCGAAUACCGAGACUAUCUUCCGAAAUACAGUAUUUCCGAAGUAUCGGAAGCAUACCCAUUUUUUCGAAAGGGUAUAAUACCGAAAUGUGAAUACCGAUCGCGAGACAAUUUUAUUAUUAUUUUUUUCUCCCCGUUCUUUUUGUAGUUGUCCUCCUUUUUCUUCUUACCUUAACGUAGUGUCUUUGAAGAAUCGUAUAAUUAAUUACUUGAUUAUGUUUGAUAUG
Dinoponera quadriceps is the source of this 5133-nucleotide messenger RNA. RefSeq names its product discoidin domain-containing receptor 2-like (gene Ddr). The coding region runs from base 1428 to 4295 and encodes 955 amino acids. Gene Ontology annotation, cellular component: signaling receptor complex. Gene Ontology annotation, biological process: cell surface receptor protein tyrosine kinase signaling pathway; multicellular organism development; positive regulation of kinase activity. The record is from RefSeq and is a predicted model, not a curated record. Gene Ontology annotation, molecular function: ATP binding; collagen binding; protein tyrosine kinase collagen receptor activity. Lineage: Eukaryota; Metazoa; Arthropoda; Insecta; Hymenoptera; Formicidae. The transcript has 19 exons.